AUGUAUGUAUCACGACGGAAAAUAGCUGCUGCUUCCUUCUCAACCUCUUUGUUAUUCGAUGAAACACAAAUAAGGUUCAAAGAAGGUGUUCAACAAUUUGCCCAAGAGAGGAUAGCUCCUCAUGCAGACAAAAUCGACAAGACAGAUUCUUUCCCGGAGGAUGUUAACUUAUGGAAAGCAAUGGGAGACUUUGAUCUUCAUGGACUUACCGCUCCAGCUGAAUAUGGAGGACUCGAUGUAGGUUAUUUGUAUCAUUGUUUGGCCACGGAGGAGAUUAGCCGUGCAUCAGCGUCAGUUGGGUUUUCGUAUGUUUGUCAUUCUAACGUCUGCAUUAAUCAGUUGGUGAGGCAUGGAAAUGGUGCCCAGAAGGAAAGAUAUUUGUCCAAGCUAAUUAGCGGGGAGCAUGUAGGAGCUCUUUCUAUGAGUGAACCAAAUGCUGGCUCCGAUCCUGUUGGGAUGAAAUGUAAAGCUGAACGUGUUGAUGGUGGUUAUGUUUUAAAUGGAAACAAGAUGUGGUGCAGCAAUGGCGGAAUUGCCGACACCCUGGUGGUUUACGCAAAAACAGAUGCCUCUGCUGGAUCAAAAGGGAUAACAGCGUUUAUCGUUGAAAAAGGAACGCCUGGAUUCAUUGCUGCCCAAAAAUUAGAUAAACUUGGAAUGCGUGGAAGUCCUACAUACGAGCUUGUUUUUGAAAAUUGCUUUGUUCCUACAGACAAUAUACUUGGUGAAAUAGGAAAAGGAGUUUAUAUCAUGAUCGUAUCGGGGGCUUGUUAUGUUGCAUGA
Molecule: messenger RNA, 783 nt
Organism: Lactuca virosa
Lineage: Eukaryota; Viridiplantae; Streptophyta; Magnoliopsida; Asterales; Asteraceae
Source: the annotation of a GenBank genome assembly